Molecule: messenger RNA, 309 nt
Organism: Aaosphaeria arxii CBS 175.79
Lineage: Eukaryota; Fungi; Ascomycota; Dothideomycetes; Pleosporales
Product: thioredoxin-like protein
Exons: 1
Source: RefSeq, a predicted model, not a curated record
ACCACCUCCACCCCCCUCCCCGUCCUCUCCUCCAAAGCCGACUAUCACGCCGCUAUCUCCCAUCCCGGCGUUACCAUCCUCCAAGCCACAGCCCCCUGGUGCGCACAAUGCGCCGCCAUCGCGCCCGCAGUCCAGUCGAUGAUCUCCGAUUUCCCAGACGUGCGCUUCUACACCUUCGACGUCGAGCAGGCGCCGGAUCUCGCUCACGAACUAGGCGUCACUUUCUUGCCGACUUUUAGCGUAUUUAAGGAUGGAUUUAUUGUGGAGGGGGUGAGGGGCGCGAAGGCGGAGAAGCUUAGGAAGGUAAUU